Molecule: messenger RNA, 2094 nt
Organism: Plasmodium relictum
Lineage: Eukaryota; Apicomplexa; Aconoidasida; Haemosporida; Plasmodiidae
Product: conserved Plasmodium protein, unknown function
Exons: 1
Coding region: 1-2094 (697 amino acids)
Biological process (GO): intracellular sterol transport
Cellular component (GO): plasma membrane; endoplasmic reticulum-plasma membrane contact site; endoplasmic reticulum membrane
Molecular function (GO): sterol transfer activity; sterol binding
Source: RefSeq, a predicted model, not a curated record
AUGAGUUAUCUUUUAAGAAGCAGAAAUAACUUAAUUAUUAAUAGUUCAAAUGUUUUUGAGAAUAAGCCUUUACGUAUAGAAAUUAGCAACUUUUAUAAAAUAAAAAAUUAUAAUAUAGAAUUUCCUCCAAAUGAAUCAAAUAGUGAAGAAGAAAAUUUAAGUGAUAAUGAAUAUCUAAAAAUAAAAAAACAAAUAAGAAAACGUCAUAAUGAUAUGCAUGGUGAUCAAUCUGUUUCCUAUUGUGAUUCAGGUUUCUCAAAAGAAAAAAGUUUUUUUGGAAAUACAUCAAAAUUAAAAAGAAAUUUAGAAAUAGAUAGAAGCGUUAUUGCCUCUGAUUAUCAGAUUAACAAAAAAAGUUUUGCAGAACUACAAGAUAAAAUAGAAGAAGAUAAAGAAGAGGAAUAUGAAAAUAGUACAGACAUAUUUAAUGAUAAUCCAUCUUCUGACGAAUUAAGCGAGGAUGUUUUAAAUAUGAUCAGAAAAAAAUAUGAUGAAAAAAAGUCAAAGAAUUUAAAAAUUAAAAAAAAUCAAUAUUUGUUAGAAGAUAGUGAUGUUUCAUCAGAAGUAUCAAAACAAAGAUACAAGAAAGAUAAGAAUAAUACAAAAAAAAUUAUACAAUCAAAUAACAUAUCUACCCAAUGUCCAUUCUCUGAAAAUGAUAAUCAUAUAUGUAGUAAUAUUGAUAAAGAAGACUUAAAUUUAAUAAUGCAAAAUUCAAUAAAUAAUUAUAAUUGUGCUUUAUCAAAAAAAAUUUUAAUUCAAGGAAAGAUUUUUAUUACAUUUGAUAGUAUAUAUUUUAUUUCUCUUUUUAAUGUUCUUUUUUUUAAAAAUUCUGUGAUAAGGAUAAAGUAUAAAGAUAUAAAAUCAGUAGAAAAAUUAACAGUCCUUCAUUUCAUUCCUAAUUCACUUAAAAUAAUUACAAAAUAUAAAACGUUUAUAUUUAUGUCAUUUGUACAUAGAGAUCAUGCAUAUGAUUUGAUAACUGAUAUGGUUAAAGAGAAUAGAAACACAAAAGAAAUUCCUAAAAAAGGAAUAGUAUUUCAUAUAAGAGAAGAUAAAGAUGAUGAUGAUUAUAAUUCCAAUUCAGAAGAAAGUAAAAAUGAAUAUAAAUUUAGAGAUAAAAUAAAAUGUUUAAAAAGGGAAGAACUAUUUCCUAAAUUAGAUAAUGAAGAAAACCGCUUACAUAUAGAAACAAGAAAUGGAUAUUUAGAAUUGAAUAUUGAUAUAGAAGAAAAACAAAUUUUAGAACUAAAUAAUUACGUAAAUUGUAAGAAGCACAUAAAUAGCUUAUAUGUUAAUAAAAACUUUAAAAAUAUUUUUUUAGAAUUAUUUGCAAAAUUUGAUAAUGAUAAUCCUUUGGUAAGAACUGUUUUAGAUAAAAAAGCAACAGAUUUAUCUUAUGAUAAAUUUGAAAGUCUAGAUAAAAUUUUUCAAAAAAAAAAAUGCUUAAAAUAUGAAUCCAUUUAUAACAUAUUAUUGUUUGAUGACGGUAAAAAAAUUUUCGGAUUACCAGAAAGAUCUAAUGUAAAGGAAAUUAUAAAUUUUUUCUUUUUUAAAAAUAUUAUAUCUAUUCAAAAAUCAAAUAUUUUACUGUGUAAAGUCCCAUUAGCUGGAUGUUUUCGUACAAUAAUUACAAUAAACAUAAAUAAUUUAGAAGAAAUAAGUAAUUCAACACAAAUUGAUUUUUUAUAUGAUAUAGAAUUUCUUAAAAGUACCUUUUUUAAAAGUAAAAUCGAAGGUAAUACUUUACCAAAAUUAGAAGAAACUGUUAUAAGUUUAAAAGAAUAUACUGAAAAUUCUAUUUACAAAAAAUUUAACAAAAAUAAAAUUAAAAAAAAAGAUAUAUUAAUAGAUGAUAAAAAUUAUGGAAUUCAAAAAGCUUUAGUUUCUCCUCAUUCAAGUAAUGAUAAUAUUAAUAAAAAUUCUAAAAUGAUGAAAUUAGAUGAUCAAUUCACAUAUUUAGAAACUCAUUUUAAGUGGUUAAAUGAUCUUUCAUAUCAUAGAGGCGGUAAAAAACAUACAUAUAUAUAUUAUAUAAAUAUUUUCACUUUUAAUUCAUAUAUAUAUAUAUUACAUGUACUUUAUUAUAAUUAA